AUGUCUGAGUUGCAGGAUGGCUCGGCGGUGAACGGGGAAAAGUACGUCGAGGGCCACCCGGUUUUCAUGGGAUGUAAUGGUGUGGUCACGUUCGGUCCCGGCGAGUCCAUUCGGACAUUUCAGAUCCAGAUCAUAAACGAUGAUGCCUUCGACACAACGUUGGAGUUUGACGUGGUUCUGGAAGAUGCAGAGAACUGCUUGCUGGACCCACGAGGAAGCAAGUGCGCAGUGAUGAUAUUGGACGACGACGUGUUUCCAUCCAACACGUACCGAGAGGUGAUCAUGGAGCACGACGAGGAGGCCCUUUAUGAGAUUGGCUUCGGCUUGCUCUACUCCUUCAUGCGCUUUAGCUUUGCUCAUGUUCCGGAGAUUUGGUGGAAGACACUUCUGGUGCUGCUUUUGGCGAAUCUGGGGAACAUGUACUACUUCGCGACAAUUUUUCUCAGGGUCUACCUGGUGGACACCGUGUUGAACACGGAGGAUCCAAGCACGUUGGACCGUCUUUGGAUUCCUGGCGAUCGAGAUGGCACAGCUGUUGCCUUGGGGCUGGCCUGGAUCCUGCCAAAUUUCAUUCUUUUGGCAUCGGACUACUUUGAGAUGGCCGUGUUGGAGAUGGGCUUCAACAUCCGGUACCAUCUCCGGGUCAACCUUUUUCGCAAGUAUCUGCGCUACACGCCUGAGUCCCGGGCGAAGGUUCCCAUCCAGGACCUGAAGAUCAGCAUCAUGGAGGACAUCCCUGACCUUGUGGCUGACGGUUAUUUGAUCAUCUUUGAGCUCUGGGCCAUGUUCGGCAAGAUCGUCAUGGUGGGCAUUUUCAUGGCGCGGAAGCACCCGCGCAGUGCGUUCCCUCUCUUUGUGUACCCGAUCCUCAUCCUCAUCUACUUGGUCCGCACCUACCGGCGCAGGCUCGACCUGAUGGCCAAGGAAGGCGAGGGGCAGAGUGCCACGAUCGGCACCCUGAUGCACGUGAAUAAUGCGCAAAAGCUCAUAGGUUGCUACAACAAGCGCAGUUUUGUGGUGCGACGGUUCGAGGAGACGCUCCGAAACCAAAGGAAGUACGUCAUGGACCUGAAGUUCUUCAACUUCUGGAACCAGCAGCUCAUCCCCUGGAUCACGCUCCUGGCCAUCGGCACCUACAUAGGACUCUCCUCCAGGUUGGUCUUGGGUGGCAACACCUCGCUGGGCUCCUUCCUUGCCACGAUCAACGUCUACAAGGAUCUUGGAGACAGGUUUUCCACGAUUCUGGAAGGCUUGGAGUGCCUGAGCAAGGCCAUCAGCCCACUGGCGGGUCUCACCAUGCAGUUCAACCUUCCCAUUGACAUACCGGAACGGAGCGAAGUCUAUCGCCGACGCGAGGAGUUCGUGAUGGGGCUGUCGACUGCACCCAUGUUUGACGCGAUUCCCAUCGUUUUCCAGAAUGUCAGCAUUGAGUACGCUCCAAGCAUGCACGGCCUGUCUACACAGGCGCCGCAAGGGUCAAUCAUCCAGAUCGUGGGGCCCCAUGACUCAGGCAAAGGGUCCAUCUUGAAGAAGAUUGGCGAUCUCGUGCCGACGUCUGCGGGCCGUGUCAUGAUUUCUCCACACUUGAUGGUCCUACAAGUGCCCCACGAGCCACUUUUCAUAGAGAAGGCUGGCCUGCUGGGAAACCUGAGUCUUGCGCGACACCUGGAGUCGGCGCAAGACCUAGGGGAUGCCGAUCGCGGGCGCAGAAUCUUGCGCCGGCUUGGCUUGGACAAGGACUGGAUAAUGGAUCUCUACGAUGCCGAGGAGCGGGCCUUCAUCAAGAAGACGCAGAUGCUCGAGGAUCCAGCAAAGGACAGCCCUUUUGGCGCCUGCUUCUCGGGAGACGAAGAAGGAGAGGAGGACGAGGAAGAGGAGGACCCGACCCCGACCUGGGCACAACAGCUCAGUGGCAGCGAGAAGUGGCGCUUUCAGCUGGCCAGGGCAUUCGUCCACGAUCCUCAUGUCCUGCUGGUGCACCGCCCUGCUGAUGAGUUGGACCCAGCCAUGCAGGAUACGGUGCUCAAUUGUUUCCGCGAUUUCGUCGACCGCAGGGGACUGGAGAUCAGCGAGAACAUUGGAGGCCAGCUGCCACAAGGAAAGCGGCGUCCAAGGACCGUGAUCUUCACCACCGGUGGUGCGACCCAGAUUAAGAUCGCCGAUUAUGUGUGGCGCGUCGGCUCCGGUGGGGUCAGCGUGGAGAAGUCAGCGAGACUUGCACCCGGUCCAUCUUGGCCCGGCUCUGGAGCCCUUGUGAGUCGUCACUGA
Molecule: messenger RNA, 2268 nt
Organism: Symbiodinium natans
Lineage: Eukaryota; Dinophyceae; Suessiales; Symbiodiniaceae
Source: the annotation of a GenBank genome assembly